Molecule: messenger RNA, 1371 nt
Organism: Postia placenta MAD-698-R-SB12
Lineage: Eukaryota; Fungi; Basidiomycota; Agaricomycetes; Polyporales; Adustoporiaceae
Exons: 4
Coding region: 1-1371 (456 amino acids)
Biological process (GO): post-transcriptional gene silencing
Cellular component (GO): peroxisome; cytoplasm
Molecular function (GO): RNA nuclease activity; CCR4-NOT complex binding; mRNA base-pairing post-transcriptional repressor activity
Source: RefSeq, a predicted model, not a curated record
AUGUCAGGACUCGACAGCGUAGCCAUAUUUUGGGACUAUGAGAAUUGUGCACUCCCUUCUAAUGCUACCGGUAGCAUUAUUGUCAAUAACAUAGCGCAGCUUGCGCGUAGAUAUGGGAGCGUUAAAUCGUUCAGGGCGUACUCGGAGCUCCCCGAGCAACCGUCUCCGAAGAAUAUCGCCCUACGCUCGGACCUGCAGUUAUGCGGGGUAUCAGUCAUAGACUGCCCUCAUAACGGCGGAAAGGAUGUUGCGGACAAGAUGAUGAUAGUGGACAUGAUGGCGUUCGCAAUUGAUACUCCGGCACCUGCGACCAUCAUCCUGAUCACGGGGGAUCGCGACUUUGUGUAUGCCGUGUCGAUCUUGUCGCUCAGGCAGUACCGUCUAGUCGUACUUGCCCCGACUGCAGCCCACGGUACCCUCAAGGGUCAGGCUGCAGAGGUGUAUGCAUGGCCAGCGGAUCUUCUGCCAGAGAACAAGGCGACCGCUCGUCGUGUCUCCAUGUCGAGCGCAACCAACGCCGAGGCCGCGCGCUCCUCCAGCAAGGCGAGUGUGUUCCCGCCGACUCAGCCAGUACAGCCCGCUGCGAGUCCAGCGUCCCCACCCCCGUCACCCGAGCGCAAGGGGGUUCUCGAUGCGGGUGCAUCGACUACUGGCAGCUCACAAUAUGCCCCUCCGUCAUGGAUGUCGGCAAGCUCCCUCUUUACACCGGCGACGGAAGCACGGCCGAGUCUCUUGAGUACUCCCUCCAGCGACAGCACAGCUGUCGACUCUGGAUCUGAGGCAUCAUCGUCUCAUAACCUGUCAAGCUCGCCGAAGCCUUCAGGUUUCACAGACUCCUUCAAGCCCAAGCUAAGUUCGUGGGCCGAACUGGGCGCGUCUUUGGCACAGCGAGUCGCUACUGCCGCUACGCCGCCCAGUCCGCCAACGGAUUGGGCUAAGAGUCUGCGGAACCUCUCCGAGAUCAAACUGAACGCAAACUCCCUGCCGUUCAAGACCGAGUACGAACCCCCCUUCCAGACACGAUCUCCCGCCCCCAACCCGCCAACUGCACCUAGCACCCCGUCGUGGCCGAAGACGAUCCCGCCCGAGUUCAUGCCCAUAGUGAAGGUGCUCAAGAAGCAGCAGAAGCUGGGCCAGGACCGGCUGGACUUCUCCAUGCUGGGCUCGCUCCUGCGCCAGGAGUGCCCCAAUGCCUAUGAGCGCGCGGGCGUCACGAAGCUGAAGGAGUACACCAACCUCGCGCAGGAGCACGGCAUCGUCGUCAGCGAGGACGACAUCCACGGGCCAGGGGGCAUCGACGGUCAGCGAUGGGUGUCGCUGCACCCACGCCUAAUGGGUGCGAAGGUCUAUCAGGCCUCUGCGAGCGGCUAG